Capronia epimyces CBS 606.96 is the source of this 1071-nucleotide messenger RNA. RefSeq lists its product as uncharacterized. The record is from RefSeq and is a predicted model, not a curated record. The transcript is spliced from 3 exons. Lineage: Eukaryota; Fungi; Ascomycota; Eurotiomycetes; Chaetothyriales; Herpotrichiellaceae. The coding region runs from base 1 to 1071 and encodes 356 amino acids.
AUGUCUUCGACCACCACUACUCACGAGGUUGAGCCUCGCACAACCACAAUCACCUUGACCAACGGCAAGACCUUCACCUUCGAGUCGAACGUCUCCACGACCGACGAGCAGAUCCCCGUCAUCGAUGUCGCGCGCAUGUACAGCCCCAACCUGGAAGACCGACAGGCAUUGGCCGAUGAGAUUCGGGAGGCCGCGCACAACAUCGGCUUUCUGUGCAUCGUGAACCAUGGAGUUGACAUGAACCUGGCAGACCAGGUGCUGGAUCAAGCAAAGGCGUUCUUCGCUCUUCCCGCCGAGAAGAAGAUGCAAGUGUGUACAGAGUUGAUGCCGGACGAGUAUUGCGGCUAUCACCCCAUGCAACACUAUAACCCCAAUGGCUGGAAACAGAGAGAUCUGUAUGAAGCCUACAACUGGAACUACAAUGCAGCCAGAGAUCCCGAAUUCCCCGACCCCUCUAUCCCCGAGAUCAAUCUUUGGCCAACAGAGAUGCCGGACUUCCAGGAGCGGCUCUGUGCAUACCAAACAGAAAUGAUCCGCUUCGCCCGCAGGCUCACGCGCAUGUUUGCGUUGGCCCUCCAUAUCCCCGAAGACGCGUUUGAUGACGCGGUGCGCCGGCCCGAAGCGGGAGCAAGGAUCUUGCACUACCCGCGACAAGAGGCCUCCCGGGACGAGCAGAACGGGAUCGGAGCACACACCGACGUCGAAUACUUCACCAUCAUCACCGCAGAUACCGAAGGCCUGGAGGUGCUCAGCAAGUCUGGCCGCUGGAUCAAGGUCAAGCCGACCCCGGGCUCUUUCGUCGUCAACAUCGCAGACUGUUUCAUGCGGCAAACCAACGAUUUCUUCGUAAGCACCGUGCAUCGAGUCAUCAACGAAAGCGGACGCGAGAGGUAUUCCGUCCCCUUCUUUUGGGGCUUCGACAGACAGAGCGUCAUCAAUCCUAUCCCAACCUGUGUCGGCGACGGAAAUCCAAACAAGUACCCUGUCAUGACCGCCGGCGAAUAUUACUUGUGGAGGACGAGAACGCAAAAGAAAUCCUGGAAAAUCGGAGAGGGCAAGGCAAAUGCUUAG